AGGUGACUGGCCGGAUGAGAUUUUUCAUGGACAACGAAGAGGUGAACAAUUACAAAGGCCCAGCGUGGUUUGGAUUCAGGGCUAUGCCGAAAGGGUUUGACACGAGCAAGAUUAAAACGUGCGCGGAUCUUGACAACGUGGACGUCCCAAAGAGCCAAACCAACAACGACCUAAACCUCGGCAUCUACACCUACACAAGCGGCUGCUACUUCUUUGACCACGACAAGAGAGACUGGGCGUCUGAAGGGUGCAAGGUUGGCCCAGAGACGACCUAUACUGAAACUGAAUGCUACUGUAAUCACUUGACAACGUUUGGAGGCGGAUGGUCCGUGGCUCCAAACACAAUCGACUGGAACUUCGUUUUCUCACACGCUGAUUUCAUGAAGAACCCAACCGUCUACGUCACUGAAAUCGUCAUCACCGUCGUCUACCUGCUCGCCAUCCUUUGGGCCAGAAGAAGAGACAGGAGGGACCUGGAAACGCUUGGUGUUACUCCCCUGAAGGACAACGACCCCCAAGACAAAUACUAUUAUGAAAUUGUGUGCGUAACGGGCAUUCGGAGGAAUGCUGGAACAGAUUCUAAGGUAUUCAUUAUUCUGUCCGGCGAAAAUGAGGAGACAGAUGUGCGUCUGCUGAAUGAUGACAAGCGCAGUGUCUUCCGUCGAGGUGGCGUGGAUGCCUUCCUAAUGGCUGUGUCCGAACCAUUGGGAUCUCUGAAUUACGCCCGUGUGUGGCAUGACAACUCAGAAGGGAAGUUCGGGUCGUGGUACCUCAAGUACCUCAUUGUCAGAGAUGUGCAGACCGAACAGAAGUUUGUCUUCAUCUGUAACAGGUGGUUUGCUGUUGAGGAGGACGAUGGACAGGUCGACCGCGUGAUCCCUGUUUCUGGCCUAGCCCAGAUGACGGAGUUCAGCCACCUGUUCUCGGAGAGAACCAGGAAGAACCUUGUAGAUGGUCACCUCUGGUUCUCCGUUGUCGCCCGACCCCCACAAAGUCGCUUCACCCGUGUCCAGAGAGUGUCCUGCUGCCUGUGCCUCCUGUACGCUACUAUGCUGGCAAACGCUAUGUUCUAUAAAAAGUCUGAAGAUGAAGCAGGAACUUCUUUCACGUUUGGCCCCUUUGCUUUGAGUCCACAACAGAUCUAUAUUGGCAUUAUAUCCAACCUGAUCGUCUUUCCCGCAAACUUCGUUGUCAUCAUGAUGUUCCGGAAGUCUCGAGCGAGACGAAAGCGUCCAUCUCGUCUUGAAGAAGCUUUGAAGAAAGUUCCCACUGGGGGUACAACAUCGGUCAGUGACGUAAAGCCAGAUGUUGGAGGGAUCUGGGCAAUCGGUGGGAAAUCCAGCGGUCAGAUCCAGUCUCGCCCCGAGAGUUCAUUCUCUCAGUCUUACGAUCGACCUCAAAGCACCCUGUCCCAGAGGGGUGACAGAAGGAGGUCAAGGAAGCCAAAGAAGGAGCUACCUUGGUUCUGUCGCUACAUUGCCUGGCUGGUGUUAUGGAUGGUUACUCUUGGGGCGGCUGCCAUGGUUACAUUUUAUGGAAUCAGCUUCCAGGACGACAAAUGCAAGAAAUGGAUCACGUCGAUGCUGGUGUCAUUCUUCACGUCCAUCUUCAUCACGCAGCCAGUCAAAGUGUUCCUGACCGCCAUUUUCUUCUCCCUGAUCUGGAAGAACCCCGGGGAAGCUGAGGAUGAUCAACCCGAGGAUGAGGAGGAACCACGACUGGAACACGAUGAAGAACUGCUUCACAAGCCAAACCAGGGAUACGGACAUGCACGACCUAGAAAAAUAGGCUAUAAGCCUCCAAAUCCUACAGAACUGGAACAGGCAAGAAAGAAAAGGCUGAAUGAGAUCAAGAUGUGGGACAUCAUCAGAGAAAUCAUCUUCUACUCCUUCUUCUUGUGGAUACUGAUGGUUAUCAGCUACAGGAACAGGAGCCCGGACAGCUUCUACUACAAGAAUAGCCUGGAGAAAAUGAUCAUCAAGAACAAUGACACUCUGCAAUGGUUUACAGAGAUUCAGAACACGGACGAGUUCUGGAUGUGGGCAAAAAGCGGUCUUGUGAACGGCCUACGAGCUGACAGCUACUACAACAAUGCCCCUCCUCUUCUCCUGCGAGGAUUCAUUGGCGACAAAGUGUCCAGAAUAAUGGGCUUUGCUACAAUGCGACAACUGAGGGUUCAAAAAGACACGUGCUCCACCAUCGAUGUUGUGGCGGCCAAGAUACAUGAGUGUAACGAAGCCUACACUAUGUUCAACGAAGACAAGGCGUCAUAUGGACCAGCAUGGAGGACAGACGUCGAGACGUCUCCACGAAGGGAAUACACUUACACUAAAGCAUCUGAGCUGAACAGCUACCCUUACUGGGGCCUCCUAGGCGUCUACGGAGGAGGGGGCUAUGUCGUUGACUUAAAAGGGUCCAAGCGUACUCUGACGGCACAUAUGGCAACACUCGAGAAAGAGAAAUGGGUAGACAAAUACACACGUGCAGUAUUUGUAGAGUUCACUGUCUAUAAUCCUCAAGUGAAUUUGUUUGCCAUAGCCACCAUCGUAGCCGAGUUUCAGUCAAGCGGAGGUAUACUAGCAUCAUAUCGAUUCGAACCAGCGAUGCUUCUACCCUACAUGACGUCGGUGAUGCUGUUCCAGGUUAUCUGUGAAAUCAUCUACUUCUGCUUUACGAUUGCAUUUAUUGUCAAGGAGGUCCGCAAUCUCAUCACACAAAGGGUUCGAUAUUUUAAGUCUUUCUGGAAUUUGAUAGAGUUGUCAAUUAUAGCCAUGUCUAUCUCUGCCAUUGUUGUCUACUUCUACCGUCUAAUUGUAACUAACACUCUCACAACCGAAUUCAAACGGAACCAUGGCAAUGAAUACAUGAAAUUCCAGUAUGUUGGUUACUGGAAUGAACUAUUUUCCUACAUAAUCGGCUGGUUGGUAUUCUUUGGAAGUCUCAAGUUCCUCAAAUUGCUCCGCUUCAACAAAAGAAUGUCCAUGCUCGGAUCGACCCUGAAAAAUGGUGCCAACAGCAUCCUUCACUUCAGUUUGAUGUUCUGGGUGGUGUUCCUGGCCUUCAUCCAGCUGUUCUAUUUGACCUUCAUGUCAACCAGCCCCAAAUUUUCAACCUUUAUCAAGGCAGCCGAGUCCGGAAUCCUGAUGAUGAUGGGCAAAUUUGACGUCUAUGGAAUGCUGAUGGUGGAGCCCACCCUUACCCAGGUGUACGUCUUCUUCUUCGUCCUCACGGUCACCUUCAUCCUCGUCAACAUGUUCCUCUCAAUCCUCAACGAGACCUUCAGCUCAGUCCGCUUGGACAUCAGGAAACAAAACAACGACUAUGAAAUAGUCGACUUCAUGGUGAACAGGUUUAAGAGGUGGAUCGGCAUUGGCACCGUUCCUACAACCCUCCCUCCAGCAACGGCAGACAGUGAAGACGGCAACACCACAUUCCGAAAAUGCGACACCGUUGAAGAGUUUCCUGACCGCAUCGACCGCCUCCUAAACUCCAUCUCCAACGUGUACAUGGACGACAACCUGGAGGCCAUCAUUGAGAGGAAUGGGGAGUCAAAGAAGAUGGCGAUGAAGCACAUGAUGAAGGGAGGUAGCACUUGCGAUUUCGCUGAAGACGGACCCACCAAGGUACACACUCACUAGGCGCAUCGUAAAGGAAGAAAACAUCUUGUGAACGAUUGUAAGCCGAUAUUCCUGAGGCAUUACUUUUUGUAUCUUACCUUCUGACAUAUCCUACGAUUAAGGUGCAUUUGUUACAUUCCCUAAACUCACUCUCUCUGAUGAACAAAUGUUGUAACUUUCCAUAAAUUCCUGUUACGGCGGGUGGGCUAUUGUAUGCUACCCUGAAGUGGAUAACAGAUAUCUGAAAUUCCUUUUGUGUUACUCGCAUUAGAUAAUUGAUGUUGUAAGGUGUUAUUCUUAUAAUCAAGCGGAGAUUUUAAUACAUAAUAAACACGAACCAUAUAGAGAGAGAAUUAAAUUUUGUCAUUAUUUUUUGUAUUAAGAAAAUGUUAAUUAUAUCAUUACCUUUUAUCGUUUGACACCUCCAUUGGUGUACACUGAAACUUGACUGUGACGUGAUCUUCUUCAAAACAUAACGAAAUAAAUGUAUAACUAUA
Molecule: messenger RNA, 4114 nt
Organism: Haliotis rubra (blacklip abalone)
Lineage: Eukaryota; Metazoa; Mollusca; Gastropoda; Lepetellida; Haliotidae
Product: polycystic kidney disease protein 1-like 2
Biological process (GO): detection of mechanical stimulus
Cellular component (GO): membrane
Molecular function (GO): protein binding; calcium ion binding; calcium channel activity
Source: RefSeq, a predicted model, not a curated record